Paraphaeosphaeria sporulosa is the source of this 967-nucleotide messenger RNA. RefSeq lists its product as uncharacterized. Lineage: Eukaryota; Fungi; Ascomycota; Dothideomycetes; Pleosporales; Didymosphaeriaceae. The record is from RefSeq and is a predicted model, not a curated record. The transcript has a single exon. The coding region runs from base 24 to 737 and encodes 237 amino acids.
CCAACUGAAGUCCCAACAUCAUCAUGGCGGACACAGUUGAAGAGACCAAGAACUCCGUCUCCGGAGAGGGCCAGGCCAAUGCCAACGCAUCGCUAGGGGGAUCUGGCCAAGCAGAAAGCACGAGUAAGAAAACCGAGAAAAAGGCACCGAAGAAGUUGGGCAACAAGAAGCAACAGCAGCAACAGCCAACUCCUGAAGCCACGCCCGCCCCCGAUAGUGAAGCUGAAGGAGAGGCUGAGCAAGAGGACGCAGGACGAAAACAAACCUCCAACAACGCCGAUGCCGACGACUCGGAGCCCGAGCCCCAGCAAGAGAAGUCCAAGUCUCAAUCGAGGCGUCGCCAGUCUCGCGGCCGUGGACGACGAGGCGGUGACUCGGACUCUGAGUCUGUCGCCCGAUCCGACGUGUCUGCCUCCGGUGGCCGCCGCAACCGCCAGCGCCAAAAGAAGCAGCAGGGCGGCAAGGGAGGCGGCCCGCUCGACUCAAUCGGCGAGAACGUUCCUGGUGGAGAACUCGUUGGCGGUGCCACCGACAUGGUUCAAAACACGGCCGGCAACGCUGUCAACCAGGUCGGCAACACGGCUGGCAAGGCUCUGGGAGGCUUGACUGGUGGCGGUGGUGAGGAGGAAGGCGACAGCAAGGGCGAGCAGCUCCGGUUGCGCUUGGAGCUCAACCUGGACAUUGAGAUCCAGCUCAAGGCGAAGAUCCACGGUGACCUCACGCUUGGUUUGCUGUAAGUUUCCUACUGUCUACAACUGCACUGAGCGACGGCUGAUUUUAUGCAGCAACUAAAUGUUUCCGACGGAGGCUUGUCUCUGCUUUUCCUAUGUUGCACGAUUGGAUGAUCACUGAGCUUUUGCUUGUUCGUCUUGCCGGCGUUGGGAACACGGCGCUCACUAUGUAAUUACCCAUGUUUGCAUUUGCAUAGAAAAGCUAUGUAACCAUAAUGCCAACCUGUUGCGAAGCG